GAGUGACACCCCAAGAAGAAGGAAGCUCCCCCACCUUGCAUGUCCUAGGGGCUAACCGGGGCAACGGGGAGUAGGGGGAGAUGCCGCCUUGUAUCCUCUGAGGCCCCCACACCAUGGCCCAUUCGCUGACCUGGCGCUGCUGCCCGUGGUGCCUAACAGAGGAUGAGAAGGCUGCAGCCCGAGUGGACCAGGAGAUAAACAGGAUCCUCCUGGAACAGAAGAAGCAAGACCGCGGGGAACUGAAGCUCCUUCUGCUGGGCCCUGGCGAGAGUGGGAAAAGCACGUUCAUCAAACAGAUGCGGAUCAUCCACGGUGCCGGCUACUCGGAGGAGGACCGCAAGGGCUUCAGGCCUCUUGUCUAUCAGAACAUCUUUGUGUCCAUGCGAGCCAUGAUUGAGGCCAUGGAUCGGCUCCAGAUCCCCUUCAGCAGGCCAGAGAGUAAGCACCACGCCAGCCUGGUCAUGAGUCAGGACCCCUACAAAGUGACCUCUUUCGAGAAACGCUUCGCCGUGGCCAUGCAGUGGCUGUGGAGGGAUACUGGCAUCCGGGCCUGCUACGAGCGCCGGCGCGAGUUCCAUCUGCUGGACUCAGCAGUGUACUAUCUGUCCCAACUGGAGCGCAUCACCGAGGAGGGCUAUGUGCCCACAGCACAGGAUGUGCUGCGCAGCCGCAUGCCCACCACUGGUAUCAAUGAGUACUGCUUCUCCGUGCAGAAAACCAACCUACGGAUUGUGGAUGUCGGGGGCCAAAAGUCAGAGCGCAAGAAGUGGAUUCACUGCUUUGAGAAUGUGAUCGCCCUUAUCUACCUGGCCUCGCUGAGCGAGUAUGACCAGUGCCUUGAGGAGAACAACCAGGAGAACCGUAUGAAGGAGAGCCUGGCCUUGUUUGGCACCAUCCUGGAACUUCCCUGGUUUAAAAGCACAUCUGUCAUCCUCUUCCUCAACAAAACUGAUAUCCUAGAGGAGAAAAUCCCCACCUCCCACCUGGCUACCUACUUCCCCAGUUUCAAAGGUCCCAAGCAAGAUGCAGAGGCAGCCAAAAGGUUCAUCCUGGACAUGUACACCAGGAUGUACACUAGCUGCAAUGAUGGCCCCGAGGGCAGCAAGAAGGGCCCGCGUUCCCGACGCCUCUUCAGCCACUACACUUGCGCCACGGACACGCAGAAUAUCCGAAAGGUCUUCAAGGACGUGCGGGACUCUGUGCUUGCCCGCUACCUGGACGAAAUCAAUCUGCUGUGACUCAGGGCCUACCUGAGGGCAGGUGGGUGGCAGAGGGGCCCAAGCGAGCCCCGAGUGCCUCUGGUCAUUCCAACCCCGGCAACAAAAGGUCCACGCAUGAGUGAGUCCGAAGAAGCAGGACUCGCCUGCCACUGCCCCCUUUCUUCUCUGCCACUCACUAAGAAACACUCCCCGCCCUGUGCUGGGUUCUCCUGCCCUUGCCUGACUUGUUUACCUCCUUUGAAAGGGAGGGGACAAAAUACCCGUUUGGGUUGUCAGGGUGGAGGAAAAGGUGAAGAAACCAAGGUUUCAAGGACUUGGGUAGGUGUGCUUCUCGAAGGAGCCCCACAUCCGGGUAUGUCACGUGCUGAGCAGGGGUCUGGGAUCCCCUUAUGGGUACGCACAGUCUGGGAUUGGAGAGUGAGCCUUGGGUGCUUUCAAAGUGGGCUCUGGCGCCCUCUGGUGGACAUCAAGAGGCACUAACCCCGGUCUGCGCGGGGACAUCCGUCUGCUAGGGGAGUCUCCAGGCUCAUAGUGUGACUCUUCCGGUUUACGGAUAAGGGAAACCGAGGCCAACAGGCACCCCGCCUCCUUCCCAGGAUGGGGUCUGGGAAAGCCGCAUCUUAGAUGUAUGCAAAAGGUUAUAUUUAUUUCCUCACCCUCAGCGGGGCCCCUUGUAGGGUGGACAUUAAAGUCAUGACAUCCUGAA
Otolemur garnettii (small-eared galago) is the source of this 1926-nucleotide messenger RNA. RefSeq names its product G protein subunit alpha 15 (gene GNA15). NCBI's taxonomy places the organism in Eukaryota, Metazoa, Chordata, Mammalia, Primates, Galagidae. Gene Ontology annotation, biological process: action potential; phospholipase C-activating dopamine receptor signaling pathway; adenylate cyclase-modulating G protein-coupled receptor signaling pathway. The transcript has 7 exons. Gene Ontology annotation, cellular component: heterotrimeric G-protein complex. Bases 114 to 1238 code for a protein of 374 amino acids. Gene Ontology annotation, molecular function: G-protein beta/gamma-subunit complex binding; guanyl nucleotide binding; GTPase activity. The record is from RefSeq and is a predicted model, not a curated record.